This is a messenger RNA of Oncorhynchus mykiss (rainbow trout), 1853 nucleotides long. NCBI's taxonomy places the organism in Eukaryota, Metazoa, Chordata, Actinopteri, Salmoniformes, Salmonidae. The record is from RefSeq and is a predicted model, not a curated record.
UAGUUACCCAAUAAAUGGUACAACACACGUCUGUGUCCACCCCCAUAGAACCUCCCUCUAGAUGAAAUGUGUCAAUCGACUGGUGACAGACCGUGUAUUCUGGACAUAUGCAGGUUCUCAGCUGAGGGUAUCUUUGUUUAUGUAUGUGUGACCCUGUCAGACUGCUGAACAAGAGGUCAAGGCAAAGGGAGUCUACACAACUACGCAAGCAAGACGUCGGGUCCAUCCAGACGUCCUCCAUCAGCGCUGAUGACGUCUCCACUGCUUCGCCCAUCAUUACAUCACUUCCUGUCGCUGAGGCUGUUGGGUACUGCGGCCCCAAAGGCGGUGGAGCGGUUGGCAGUGGCAGCGGACGCCCUCCCCGUGGCGUUGAACUUUGAGGACCCCAGCGCCUUCAGGGUAAAGAGCUUUGGGGAGCUGCUCCGAGCAUUAGGGGUGUUCCAACUCUGCUCUGUCCCAGUGCUGGUCAACAACUGUGGGAAGCUCAUGUCUGUAGCGCGGACUCUGCUCGGGAAAAGGGGGUUUGCCCUGUUCCUGCGGCCCUCUGUAUAUGCUCAGUUUGUGGCCGGGGAGAGCGAGGGCGAGAUCACCCAUUCCAUGGAGAAGAUGAGCUCCCUGGGUCUCCGCCCCAUGCUGGCUGUGCCCAUUGAAGAGGACCUGGGAGAGAGCACUGGGGAGCGACGGUACAACGACAACCUGGCGUCCAUGUUGGAAUGUGUCGACAUGUCCCAUAGCAAUGCAUGGAGCAAAGAUCCCAUGAUGCAGCUGAAGAUCACUGCCUUGCUCAGUCCAGAGCUGUGUGUGAAGCUUUCAACCCUGCUCUCAGAACAACAGUAUGACCUAGACCUCCUAGUCAGAGCCAUGGACGGAGAGCCAAUCAGCUUCCCCGGUUUACAGGAGAGCGAGAACACACAUUUCCUGUGCAGCCUUCAGAGGCUCAACAAAGUGGGAGAGGCCAGUGCCAACAAAGUGCGAGUUCUGGUCGACGCAGAGUAUACAUACAUGAACCCCGCACUCUCACUCGUCACCAUGGCCAUGAUGAAGAAGUUCAACCAAGAUGGCGCCUGGAUCUGGAACACCUACCAGUGUUACCUUAAGGAAUCGCGGUCUCUCCUGCUCGAGGACGUCCGCCUGUCCAUCAGCGAGUCCUUCUGUCUGGGUGUGAAGCUUGUGAGAGGGGCGUACAUGGACAAAGAAAGGAAACUGGCCAAUAGUGAGGGAUGUUCAGAACCUGUUCACGAAUCCUGGGAGCACACCAAUGACAGUUAUAAUGGCUCCUUGGACAUCCUGCUGGAGCUCAUCUCCCGGGACCCUCAGCGCUAUCGGAUCAUAGUCGCCACGCACAACGAGGAGUCCGUCAGGCGUGGAGUUCAACGGAUGGGAGAGCUGGGAAUAGACAAAGAUGGUGGAUCUGUGUGUUUUGGUCAACUGUUGGGGAUGUGUGACCAUGUGUCUCUCACUCUCGCCCAGCAGGGUUACUUGGUGUACAAGUCGGUGCCGUAUGGCUCGGUGGACAACACCCUGCCCUACCUGGUGCGCCGUGCCCAGGAGAACCGUACCGUGCUGCAGGGCAUCCGCAAGGAGAGAGACCUCCUGAGACUGGAGCUCCACAGGAGGCUGCGGCAGGGGCUCAGACAGGGAAGCUAGGGGUAGGAACGACGGGGAAGCUAGGAGUAGGAACGACGGGGAAGCUAGGGGGUAGGGACGACGGGGAAGCUAGGGGUAGGGACGACAGGGAAGCUAGGGGUAGGGAUGACAGGGAAGCUAGGGGUAGGGAUGACAGGGAAGCUAGGGGUAGGGACGACAGGGAAGCUAGGGGUAGGGACGACGGGGAAGCUAGGGGUAGGGACGAC